Messenger RNA from Rubroshorea leprosula, 1631 nucleotides. The record is from the annotation of a GenBank genome assembly. Lineage: Eukaryota; Viridiplantae; Streptophyta; Magnoliopsida; Malvales; Dipterocarpaceae.
CCAAGUUCGAUCCCUUUUGAAAAUAUUCGAUGCAUUGAGGACCGUUAGCUUUGAUCUUUGCUCGUUUUGCUCCCUUGAAUCCUGGUUCCAGGUGGUGCGACGAUGCAGGGAGGACCAUCCGGUAUCGGCUACGGUCUCAAUUCGUGGUCGCGGGCCAGAUGCAUUUCCGAUGUCAAGGCAGACACAGAUCACACCAGCUUCAUCACCGGAACUCUCAGCCUCAAAGAAGACAACGAGGUGCAUUUGAUUCGGUUCUCUUCCGACGGAACGGAGCUCAUAUGUGAGGGCUUGUUUUCGCAUCCUAAUGAGAUCUGGGAUCUCGUUUCGUGCCCCUUUGAUCAACGCAUGUUCUCUACUGUUUUCUUUACUGUUUCACACGCCAUUAACCCAACUAGAGACUGGGACGCGGAUUGGCUUCGAAAUCUCCUCCCUAACAAUGUAGUUGCUCAGAUCUUGGCAACUCCAAUUCCAGCAUUUCAACAACAAGAGGAUACAGUGUUUUGGAAUGGCUCACCAGAUGGUACUUUCUCUGCUAAGUCGGCUUUCGAACUGUUGCAACAACAACAUGUUGUUUUAACUCAGCAAGAAGAGAGUUGGGGAGUGCUCACAAACAGUGUCAGAUUUGCGAGACACCUUGCUGCAACUCCAAUUUUCUCGAGAUGCGAGCAGAGCCCAGAAACCCCACUUCACCUAUUGCGUGAUUGCUACCACUCACGUUUGUUCUGGGAAGCUGCUUCUUUGUUACCUCCUGACUUUUUCAUGCUGGGCUUUAACGAAUGGUUGUGGAAGAAUGCACAAACUUCAGCAACUAGUGAUGCUUCACGUCAUAACUGGUCUACACUUUUCUUAUCUGCCAUUUGGGUGAUCUGGAAGAAUAGAAACGCUCUUAUUUUUGACAAUCAAAAAACUCCCCCCUAUAUCCUAUUUCAACAGGCUUCCUCCUUAGCUAGAGACACAAGCUUGGGGUUGGCCACAAACAUUCUUGCUCACCCUCGCCUACCUAGGUGGGUAAGAUGGUUUCCUCCUAAUUUCCCUUUCCUCAAAUUGAAUACAGAUGGGGCAAGGAGUCAGGCAUCGGGAAAUGCUAGUGCAGGAGGUCUCAUUCGAGAUCAUGGAGGGCAGUGGCUACAUGGCUUUGCGAUUAAUAUUGGGCCACAAACUAACUAUAUGGCGGAGCUUUGGGGUUGUCGCGCUGGCCUUCGGUUAGCUCUUGAGAUGGGUCUUACCCACCUGGUCCUUGAAAUGGAUUCCUUGUUGGCGGUGCAGGCGAUACUGGCAAGGAAAACCGGGGAUGGCCCAGCUUCAAUACUUUUGUUGGACAUCUUCCACCUUGUAAAUUCCUUUGAGGUUUGCACGGUGCAACACACUUUGAGAGAAGGAAACGCAGCAACUGAUUACAUGGCCUCUAUUGGACAAACUCUCACCCAGGGUACUGGUUUUUUUCAAUCUCCACCUCCGGGCAUUAGGAGCAUCCUUCAUAAAGACAGCAUAGGCACUUUGUUCCUCAGGACUUAGCGUUGUCUAGCUUCUUAUGUACCAAAAAAAAAAAAAAAUAAGGAUUUCAACUUUGCAUUUUUUUCUAUUUAAAGAUGUUAACUUUUUCAGUUUCUAUAUAAAGAUGUCAACUUUCA